Messenger RNA from Didymosphaeria variabile, 1173 nucleotides. RefSeq lists its product as uncharacterized. The record is from RefSeq and is a predicted model, not a curated record. Lineage: Eukaryota; Fungi; Ascomycota; Dothideomycetes; Pleosporales; Didymosphaeriaceae. The transcript has a single exon. Bases 1 to 1173 code for a protein of 390 amino acids.
AUGGACGGGAGACUCACUUUGCCAGACGAGGCCUCGAUGUCGAAAGCAACCACCAAAAGCGAACCUGCGAACAAAAUGGCCAACAGGUCAUUCGAUUUCUUCUCGCUCCCAGUGGAGCUUCGUGUACUGGUUUACCAAGCCUAUCUGGACAUCGAAGUUCCACGAGUAACCCACCUUCCAGCGCAACCGGAUCGCUAUGUGCCUCUUCACUUCGGCAUCGGUCACCCCAAAAACUCAGAUGCAGCCGUGGGCCCUCUCCUGAGUAUCUGUUACGCCUUCGACGAUUAUUCUGUUGAACCUUUCAGCGAGGUUAUGCGUUUGGCCGGACUCAAUUCACCUUAUCAGCCAAGCGGAGUCUACCGAAUUGUUCUGACGGGUAAGCCCUUGCCCGCACCUCCUGGAUUCAUGUACAACGGCAUCUCCGAAAUUAUCCACAAUGGCGGCGUCAUGGAUUCCAUCCGAGAGGUAGACGUCCUUUCCCAUUUGGAACCGGGCUCUGUUGUCAAUCCUCAGGACUGGCUCGCUGGUGUAACACUCUGUCCAAAUGUCCAAACUCUCAACAUCGUCUUCAAGCCCAGGGCCAUGAUGGGCAAGUCGAAGCCGAGAAUGCUAAACAAUCGACCGAAAGGCGCUGUCCCGCUUCUCGAAGAUCGUCUGGCGCAAUAUCACGCUCGCGACCUGCAUCGCUACGUUGGUGUGCUUGAAGACCCUUCGAGAAUGGUCAACGCCAUGACAUACGGCGAUCUCAAACUGUUCCAAGAGUACCAUACACUGGUUGAAGAAUAUGGCGCAGACUUUGAGACCAAGCCCGAGUUCAGCAACCCCAAGGGCGACCAUGAAUUUCAUCUGCUCUCAGUCGAACAAAUAGUGGAGCGGUUCCGUCUGCGUGAGCUUCUCAAAUGCCGCCAGCUCAAAGUUGCUUGCCUCAAAUACUCCCUGGGAUGUUCUUGUUCUCGUCCGAAUUGUUCCUAUGCCAAUUUUGGCGUUGGACCAGUUCGAGCUCAGGAAGGCAGUGUGCGCGAGGUCACAGUGGAUGCUUUCCAGGAACUGAUGGGAAAGGUGGCAUUCUGGUUGCAGAAUGAAUUUGCGACGAAGAAUCGGCAAUGGGUCUUUGUGCAAUCUCUGAAGAUAGCUCAAAAGAAGCCGUCGAAUUUUUACUACAAGCAGGCAUAG